Molecule: messenger RNA, 654 nt
Organism: Melampsora larici-populina 98AG31
Lineage: Eukaryota; Fungi; Basidiomycota; Pucciniomycetes; Pucciniales; Melampsoraceae
Exons: 2
Coding region: 1-654 (217 amino acids)
Source: RefSeq, a predicted model, not a curated record
AUGGAAUCAAAGUGGGAACUAGGUGCGAGAAUGACAGAAUCACGCACCUUAUGGUCAGCUUCAGCCUACCCUCAUCUGGUCAAUAAAUACCCUGGCCUUCUUCAGAUUAAUCAUCUUACACUCACCUCAAAAACUCGAUCAUUAACCAUGUGUCCCCCCACCCCCAGUGAUGGUUCUCCAGUCCUUGAAUCAAACAAAUCACCUGCUCCUACCCCUACCCGUAACCUUUGUCGUCACGAUACUUUACCUUUACCGUCCCCUGGUUUUGUGUUCCAAUCUAAGGAUUCUCGCCGUGCUUUAGUUCCCCCUUCCAACUCUCACAGUCACUCUCCUGCCAACUCGUCCAACUCAGACAAAUCUAUGUCAAUCUUGAUAUCCGAAGAGGCAUCAUCCAAUCAAUCUGAUCAAUCCAGCUGCGAGUCCAACGACUCAAUGCUUCGUCAGGCCCGAUCAAGCAAGGCUUCUACUUCAAAGAAGUCCGUUGUAGUGAAGAAAGGACAAAGCAGCUCUGGAAAACGUCGAACGACCAGAGGUAAAGUUCCAGCCAUGUUCAAAGCCAAGUCAAAGGUCCGACCGAUUGUACCAGCUAAGAAGCGCAAGCGUCUCGCUGUUGAGGUGAGUGUUUCCUUUUUUUAUCUUUCUUUCAUUUGUUAA